Messenger RNA from Medioppia subpectinata, 783 nucleotides. Lineage: Eukaryota; Metazoa; Arthropoda; Arachnida; Sarcoptiformes; Oppiidae. The record is from the annotation of a GenBank genome assembly.
AAGAAACUGAUCUGCGAUUGUGUGCUCAACGAUGACCUGAUCGACGAGUCCUGUGACCAGAAGAUGACACUCGUCCGCCUCUACUAUGCCAUAGGUGUGGGCCGACACGGAUGGAAAGUGGAGUACCUGUCCCUACAGGCAGACGCCAACCAUAAUGAUAGCGCUCUCUUUAAUUACAUACGAAGAAUACGUGAUAUUAUCGACGGCUAUAAACGACCGAAACGUUUGCUGGUGUUUGUGAACCCGUUUGGCGGUCACCGAAAAGCUCGCAAAAUCUAUGAGAACCGAGUGUUUCCUAUCUUUAAAUUGGCGUCAAUCGAAGUGGACUGCAUUGUGACCGAAAGGGCCAAUCACGCCAAGGAUCUGCUUCUGGACCCACAGGUGCGGCUCAACACAUACGACGGUGUGAUAUGCGUUGGCGGCGACGGCAUGUUUGCCGAACUCUUGAACGGUAUACUAAUCCGAACGCAAAGAGAUCACGGCAUCAAUUGGUCGUCGUUUGAGAGCAGUUUGAAAGCACCCAAAAUAACAAUGGGUGUCAUUCCCGCCGGUUCUACCGAUGCGGUCGCGUACGCCACCACCGGUAUCAACGAUCCCAUCACAUCCAGUAUUGCCAUUGUUUUAGGCAAAAGGCUUAACAUCGAUGUGAGUGCUGUUCAUCAUCGCGACGAAGACAAACUGAUUCGAUACUCGACGUCGUUCUUGGGUUACGGCUAUUUCGGCGAUACAAUCGCAGACAGUGAGGCCAACCGCUGGAUGGGACCCAAACGCUACGACUGGGCG